Messenger RNA from Parastagonospora nodorum SN15, 1353 nucleotides. RefSeq lists its product as hypothetical. The transcript has a single exon. Lineage: Eukaryota; Fungi; Ascomycota; Dothideomycetes; Pleosporales; Phaeosphaeriaceae. Gene Ontology annotation, biological process: protein phosphorylation. The record is from RefSeq and is a predicted model, not a curated record. The coding region runs from base 1 to 1353 and encodes 450 amino acids. Gene Ontology annotation, molecular function: protein kinase activity; ATP binding.
AUGGCCUCAUCCACCAGCAUCCCUUGUCCCGCCAGCACAUUCAUGCUCUCCCACGCCCAACUCGCCGCAAUGGAAGAAUGGGCCUUCCUUACCCACCUCCACCUCCACCGCAGCUCGCGCCCCCAAUCCCAACAAUCCUUCCUCCAAGCCCGCCAACACCGCUAUCCCUCCAUCCCCGCCUACAACUUCCAAGCCACCCUCUCCACCAUCCCUCCAUCGAGCCUUGUCCUCUUCCCAGCAUGGUGCAAAGCCCACUCGCUCGACUCGGGAAAGCACACAAGCUACGCGCAGUAUCUGAGCGAGGUGAAUCUCCUACCCUACGAAGGCGACCCCGCAGACUAUCCGGGCUUGUACCACUUCGUCUGCAUGAUUCACUGCGGGACGAACCGCUUCGAGGGGUUCGAGAGGAAAGACCAGAUGUCUGUGCGUUGGAUCUUGAACUGCUUCUACGAAUCGCGGUACUUGGCCGAUUUCGGCGGGUUGGGGGAUGUUGUAGGCGGGCGCUGGAGCAUCGUGGCGACAUUGACAAAUGACUCGGGCGAUUGUAACCGCGGAAUCCACAAAGUGCACGAGUACGCGACACCGGGCCCGGUGCGUCUGAUGAAGGUGCUGGCGUCCGAGGCGUUGUGGCCCGGUCAUUCGGCGCGGGAGAUUGGUAUAUUGGCGACGCUGCGUGGCGGGUGUGCUAAUAUCGUGCAGAGCUUUGAUUCAUACACGCCAUCAGGCAGGCAUGAUCUGCCGUGGUUGAUCAUGGAGAUGUGCAACGCGCAAUCACUGUGGAACCGCGCGAAGAAGUACUGGAAAGCCGAGGAGGACGUGCCGGAGUUGUUCAUCUGGCACGUAUUCAUCAGUUUACUCGAGGCGGUGAAGUAUUGCCACUACGGUCCUGGUGAAGAGGAUUGGGAUCCGAUAUACCAUCGCGAUAUCACGCUGAGUAACGUCCUGCUGCAUUAUCCUACAGAUGACAAGACAGGCUAUCCAGACGUCAAGCUCGCGGAUUUCGGCUGCGCUGUUACGCGCUCGGAAGCUACAGCUAAGCAGCUCAAGAUCGCUGAUAUGCCAGAGGUAUGUCCUAGUGCUAUUCCGCCCGAGGGCGCGCUGGCGGCCAAGGCCACUGACAUGUACCAGGUCGGCGCGAUCGUCAAGGAGCUGAUGGAAAAGGAGCGUAAUAGCCAUGGGCGCGCGCUUGUGAGGACGUACUCCAAGACGCUGCAGUAUCUUGCCGAUUGCUGUACGAUCCUCCUUGCAGCGAAGCGCCCGGAUGCUGCGAGUAUGCUGCGUAUUGUUCGAACGAACCGUGAUGAUUUGUUGGCUGCGGGUAGUGUUAGGCAUGAGAGGCUGAGGGGUGAGUAA